GACACAGUAACCUGCAGGAGGAGGACUCACAUGGUCCUGCCGCAGCCCAGCUCAGAGCAGCAGGACUCCCGUCAGCCCGUCUGUCACUCUCAGCUCGGCUUCAGUGUCUGCAGUGUUUAUCUCCACUCCUCUGUUUCCCCUUUUAUUUUUUAUUUUUUUUUUCCUCCCCUUCCCGCAUCCCUCCUCCCGCAGCCCAGUGUCGGACGGACUCGGGCCGGUAAAGCAGCGCCAUGGCUCGGGAGAACGGAGACACCGGCAGAGGGGAGACAUGGAAAAAACAAGUCGAUGAUAUCAAGAAGAUCUUUGAUUUUAAAGAAGUCUUGGGCACAGGGGCGUUUUCAGAGGUGGUCCUGGCCCAGGAGAAGCUGACCGGACGGAUGUUUGCAGUGAAGUGCAUCCCCAAAAAGGCUCUGAAGGGGAAAGAGAGCAGCAUCGAGAAUGAGAUUGCUGUACUGAGGAAGAUCAAGCAUGAGAACAUUGUGGCACUGGAGGACAUUUAUGAGAGUCCAGACCAUCUCUACCUGAUUAUGCAGCUUGUGUCCGGAGGCGAGCUGUUCGACCGAAUUGUUGAAAAAGGUUUCUACACAGAGAAGGACGCAAGCACGCUGAUCAGACAAGUUCUGGAUGCGGUGAACUACCUGCACAGGAUGGGAAUUGUCCACCGAGACCUGAAGCCAGAGAACUUGCUGUAUUUUAACCCCCAAGAUGAGUCAAAGAUCAUGAUCAGUGACUUUGGUCUUUCCAAGAUGGAGGGAAGUGGUGACGUCAUGUCCACCGCCUGCGGUACGCCAGGAUAUGUUGCUCCAGAGGUUCUUGCGCAGAAGCCAUACAGUAAGGCGGUGGACUGCUGGUCCAUUGGAGUGAUCGCCUACAUUCUGCUGUGCGGUUAUCCUCCAUUUUAUGAUGAAAACGACUCCAAGCUGUUUGAACAGAUCCUGAAAGCUGACUAUGAGUUUGACGCGCCGUACUGGGAUGACAUAUCGGACUCAGCCAAGGAUUUCAUCAGCAGACUGAUGGAAAAAGAUCCAGCCAAGCGUUUCACCUGUGAACAGGCGCUCAGACACCCCUGGAUUGCCGGGGAUACGGCUCUCUGCAAGAACAUCCAUGAGUCAGUGAGCCGGCAGAUCAGAAAGAACUUCGCCAAGAGCAAAUGGAGGCAAGCGUUCAAUGCCACGGCGGUGGUUCGACACAUGAGACGACUGCAGCUUGGCAGCAGCAUGGGCAGCAGCAUGGACGCCUCCAACCCCCCAAACAGGCAAAGUCAGGCACAGAAGCCACCCCAAGGCCAGACCCAGACAGGCCAGAACCAACCAGCGCAGGGCCAGAACCAACCAGCGCAGAGCCAGAACACCGGCCAGGCAGCACAGAGCCAGAGCACCAACACCGCCGCCAGCAAAAACUCUUCCACAGACAACAACGUUUCAGCUUCACGCAAGGAAUGUGUAACCACACCGGCCACGCCCUGCAGUCUGGCGUCUGCAGCCUCUUCUCCUGCGGCAGGGACGGAGCUGAACCGACCACACUCCUCGGCAGUUCCCGCCCCGGUGCUCACAGAGACCAAGUGACGCCAGGUCCCGCGGGGAACCAGCUGGGAGGCCACAGCGCUGUGAGGCCAAGAGACGGCAGAGAUGGAGGAGAACAGUAGAGGAAGAGGAUCACCUUUUCUUCAUCCCUUCCCUCUCCUCACUGCAUUUCCUCCAGAUGCGCCACCCAGCCAGUUCCCCGCCCUGCUCCUGGGAGAGCAGAGGACUGUACCUCCAUCCCACAGAUUCAAGCCACACAACGCCAUACUGUUCACCCACCAGGACGCCAUGUAGGAAUCCUGCCGCCGCCGCCGCCGCCGCAGCAGCAGCAGCAGCAGCAGCAUGGCCACUGACAGCCAGCUAUUUAAUGAUAAAUGGGCACGGACUGCUCUGAGGUUGAGCAGUGAUUGGUAGUUUGUGGUAGGGCUUGGGGGAUCAUAUUAUUCAAUGUCAGUCAACAUCAACUUCCCUCUUGAAUCUGGUCUUUCCUGCAACACUUUAUUUAGCUUUUUUUCAAUUUAGGUUUGACUGUUGGCAACUGGAUUGUUUUUAUUUUGUAUUAUUACUGUCGAUGUUAAAGGUGGUAUGUGUAAAUAUAAACAUAUUAUUGUCAAAUUAUUACUGCUCUUUUGGUAUAAAUACUGUAAAUAAAUACAACCAUAGUCAAGAGGAUUGCUCGCCUCUACCUCGCGCUACUUUGCAACUAUUUGCUAUGUUUUCUUCAUCUUAUAUUUCUCAUAUUCCUUUUUCGUUUGUCCUUCCACUUUUGUGUAGUGAAUCAGCAUGGAUAAGUUUGUUUUUUUGUUUUAUUCCACACUCCAAACAGUGAUGAUAACAUUUGUUUACAGUAAUUUUACUAAUGUUGCAUUCUAAUACGGCAAUGAUUUAGUCUAGGCGGAAAGAGUUACACAUAGCACCUUUAAGCUCUUUUAUAUGUCCUUAUGGGCUUGUUUGUUUGUUUGUUUGUGCUUUAAGAAGUGCUUUAAAAGUACCAUACGACUGUUGAGAUGUGGAAACAUGACUAAGCGCUUUAUCUAUUUUGCACAGAGAAGGUCAGACAUGUUCUCAGACACAGAUUAGCUGCCAUCUACCUAUGCUUAUCAGAGAGAGUAGAGAUUGUAAACUUCAUUUACAAAUAGUGGAUGUCAGACCAUUGUACCUAUUUAUUAUCUAAAAGUUUCCAAUUUCUUACUUUAUAAGGUUUAUAUAACAAUCACCCUUUAAGGGCCACACAUACAGGUUACACAAACAUGCAACAGGUUAAGGAUGGAUGUGAAGGUCUGUAUUUACUACAAAAAAAAACUGCCUCCAGUUCAGAAUGUUAGUAGAUAGAUGUUUGACUUCCCAAACUAAGAAGCCACAUGCAGGCGAUGCCGUUUCAAGGUGGCUUUAAUGUCUUAGAUAUCCAACUGCCUCCCACAUGAGGAUUAUUUGUCCCAUGUGGUGUCAAAAUCCAAGAUGGAGAAGCUGUUGCCUGCCGCUGUACUUUACUUCCCCCCCAUGAACGAAGCCAAGAUCUUCACCUUCUUGCACUGUCAAACUGCACCCAGUUCAGAAGUGCUCAGGGAAAUCUGCAGCUGCACUGUGCACUGGCAAAUGUUAGCUCCUUGAUAUAGUUUUUGUCUUCUGUCAGGCUUUAUGGCAUCACAUUUCAUGAUCCAGGUUUUUGAGGCAUUGGCUGCGUCCUGAUUCUAGUGUUGUCACGACUUGAAUGUUAAAGACUCAAACUUAGACUCAUAAUGCCCCACAAAGGAUUAGGUUUGGACUUACUCAGUGUAGAUUUAACUCUUUUGUCCCUUAGUGUACAUGAAAAUUGCGCCCAACCACCACAACAAAGCAGUCCAGUGUGUAGAAAAGACAGACACACACAAACUAGUAUUAGUUGUCUCAGUGAACAGAUCAGGAAGAGUGACUCAAGAAGUUCAAACUUCUGAACUCAACGCUUUUUUUUUUUUUUUUUUUUUACGUAUAACACCAAAUAUAAGCAACCAACUUCAAAAGCCAUUCCAUUAAUGCUUUUCAAACAGGAGGUUAAAAAUAUUCAAUUUCCUGGUUUUGUCAAACAUUGUGCGUCAGCAUAGUGUCCGUGUAAGACGGGAUACUGAUUUCAUUUGUUUUAUGAUGGUUCUCAAUCUUUACAAGAUCUGAGAAAACUUGAGUUUGGUCCGUGGUGGUAAUGGCCUUUGGGUGCUCAUUCAUGCAUAUCAGACUGUCAUGUCUUUGUUAAUGGAAAUCUGCUUAUCCCUUUAUUGUGAAUUGUAGCCAAAGAGUAGUUCUAGGUAUGUGGAUAUUUGGUUUGGUGUGUUUAGUGAAUUAAUUAAAUCCAAACUAGUCAGAUCUGAAGCUCUUAGACACAAAUGAAGUCAAACUAAGGGCUGAACUCCAGCUGCGACAUAUUUUGGAGGGAAAGUUACUGACAGUUAACUCCUUUCAGUUUCAGUUCAGCAUUUUUAUGAUCGUCAUUUCCUCUGAUAAGAGCAACUGAAGAAUAUCUAUAAAGUAUACAUGAUGCCUGUUUUAUGCCAGGUUGGUGUCACAAGUUAGUUAAAAAUGACAAAACAAGUUCAAGAAAGACAACACCUUAGCUGAGAUUUACUUCCCUAUUGCUCUAUUGUUUUAUAUAUUGAGCUUCUCUUACUGAAAUCUACUGAAAUCUGAAAUCUACUAAACACAAACCUGACAAUGAAUUGGUGAACAUUUCCUAUGCUUUCAUGUUCUCUAUUCUUUAGUACUUUUAAAUGUUGUUUUCAAGGACAGCUCCAGCUCACUGGAUUGUCCAGGUCUUUUUCUAUGUCCUCUCUUUGGAUUUUUUUAUAUACACAGUUUUCCUUUAAUGCUGCUAGUUGUUAUCUUUUUUCAUAUUGGGUUAUACUGCAUUUCCUCCACUCCCCAAAAUGAAAGUAAAUAUUUAGUUGAUCUAGGGAUAAAAGUAACCUGACAACUAGUUCCAGACUGCCUCAGAUGGCUCACAGUAUGUUAUGUGUACUCUGUAAAUGUAAUUUUUUUUAUUUUUUUUUUAUGUUGUAUUAAUAAGUAACAGAUUAAAUUAUAAAACCCCUCUAAUCACCAUUGAAUUGUCCUUUAGCAGAACAUCCUACUGACAUCAGCUCAUGGACACCUUUAGCUUCCACAGAUGCAGUGGGUUUAAUUCCUUUUAGCUUAAGCAGUUAAACAUAAAUGUCAGAGAAUUUGGAUAAAGUCAAGGUGCAUAUCAGCACCUACAGGCGGCAGGUACUCGUCCACCUGUUGACUUAGAACAUUGUUUGUAUGUUGUCCUUGCAGCCAACACAGUCCCAAUAAGGUUUUAUUAGCCUUAGCUUAGAGUAAAGAGUGUAAGUAAAUGUGCAUGUAUCGUAGCAUUCACAAAAUGCUAAGCUUUUAGUGUGAGUCACACCGUAUGGCUAUGCUAUUUCAGAAAAUCUAUUUAUUGCUGUUAUUCUAACUUUGUUUUUCUUUUUUUUUCCCCAUAGGAAAUUAAUUCAACUCUGACUCAUGUAAAUCUGCAUUACUGAAGGGAAGUUUUAACCAUUAAAGGGCUUUAUUCCAAUGAUCACCUUAAUCUGAUAAUGCAUUGUAACCAUGUAAUCCAUUGAUUGCUAUGCAUUUUUUAAGAAAACCUUUUUCAGCACAUUGUCAAUGCUCUUUCACAAUGGAAACAACAUCAGCAGCUACAGUUUAGUUUAGUUUUUUGGGGGAAAGACUUUAUGAAAUGGCUGAAGAAGAUACUUGAUCCCUGCAAGAGAAAAUUACAAUCAAUUAAAUAUUAAUUAUUAUUAUUGUUGUUGUUUUCAAUGAACUAAAUGUGAUUUACCUUCAGCCAACACUGUAAACUGUUGAUUUUCAUUAAGUGUGACUUUGUCCACUUCAGUCUGGACGUUUUAUGAAUGUGCUGUGAGGCAGGCGGAGGGUUCAGGUUCAUGCUCCUCUGUGGAUUUGUGUCUGCUAUUUUUGUUUUUUUUUACUGAAGGUUUUCAAAUGAGAGAGACGUAAUAUGUUUUCUGAAUGAUUUCUUUUUCCAUGUAAAAGAUACUACUGUAAAUAUAUUGUGGAUAUGAAUGAUCAUUUUCAAGAUAAUAUUUACGAAUGUUUUGCUGUUCAAGCAUGUGUGAGUGAAUGAGUGAGAGAGUGAGUCGAGGGAAGUUGAUUGUAUUCUCUAUGGAAUGUUUAAUGUAAAAAAAAAAAAAAAAGAGAAAAAAGCUAAAAUCCCCUUUAUUCCCACUGCAGUUUGCUUUCUUAUGCUGUCCAGCACUGUGUGACUGCCAUCUGCAGAGCUGCACAGUGCAGCUUAAUGCCAUCAGUGUUCCUCCACUACUUCAGUGUCAGUCCAACUACAAGCGAAGGCAUCGUUUACUGAACUCAGGCUUACGUUUUUGCCAUUCUAAAAGAAGAAAUCCAAAGCUGUGAUCAACUCAGAAACACACUGUUAUGGACGUGGUGCGUCUGCGAUUCACUUGUCCACUUUUUCCCCUUUUAGCUCACACAAGUUUGACCUUUUUUAAAGUCACUAAACAGAAGACGCAUCACCACAAAAGAUAACAUAAGCAUGUUGAGAAGAAUCCAACUUCACCAUGAGUGUCUGCAUUAUCUUAUAUGCCCUUGUAUGAUGUUAGUGUCUCUGUAUUAUGUAAAGACAUACAGGUUGAGUUACCCGGGUCCACUAAAAGGGUUUUUCAUAAUGGCAUAUUUCAAUGCAUUUUUAAAGGUUGAAAUAAAAUCAUUGUUGAUACCUUUAGAUACCUGGGAAAUGCAUGGAUGUAUUAAUAGAACUGGACAUAAUGUGUCUAGAUGGAGACCCAUUUACUCCAAUAAACAGUACAUUUGAGUAUAGUGAAGUUUUUCAUGCUUCAGUGCAAAAAUUGUGGCUCAUUUGAUGUGCAAUUUAGCAAAUUAUUGUUUACUGGGUUUUGAUCGGGGGUUUUUUGUUUGUUUGUUUGUUUUUUCAUUUUGAGUACCAAAACACUUAUGAUGUUAUAAAGCAUUAAAAAAUAUAUGCACAACAUUUAACCAGUGAUGCAAGUAAAGACAGUGAUGUAAAGACUGGGCUACACAAAUGCAGUCAACAAAAACAUGUUUCUGGUCAAAAUAGAAUGAAAAUGACUUAAUUAAUUAAUUAAUUAAUUAAUUAAUUAAUUAAAUAUAUGUGAACUUGAAAUAUUUCAUUAACUUACCUUUUCAGCUUUGUAUGGCUGUUGGAAAGUCAGUCAGGCUAAGAAGCUAACAUAGAUGCACUAGCUUUAUACAGGUUUGGCACUUUGUUUAGGGGCUCAAAAAGACAAAAUUUGCCACCCUCAUGUUCACAUAUUAAAGCACUUAUAGUAUUUGUGUACUUUUUCAACAAAGGUCGUUUUAAUUUUAAUGUUGAUUUCAUUGUGAUUUUGGCUUAACUGUAUUUUUGAUGUUUUGGGAGUACACAAGGAAGCAGGUUUACAUGAAAUGUUUGGAUUGUACUCGUUUGAUGCCAAAUUCAACCGAAGUUACAUCUUUAGCGUCGAUCGACUUAAAAAGUCACAAUGUUUUUGGUUUGUCAGUCAUUCUAACAUAAUUCAUUUGUGAAAACUAACAUUACCAGUGAGUUGUGCUUCUGAAGACUAAAGUCAUGCACAUGCUGCUUGUUGGGACCCGGUCUCUCCCUGUGGGUGUCAUUGUCCAGAGCCUGCUAACUUAGCUGGCUGUAUUUAUUCUCUGCAUGUGACCACAAACUCCCAUCCUGUGCACCGUCGUCACCAUGACGACAUCCUCAUGUUCUCAGAGCAGGCAUUGCCUGCUGUUCUUAUUGUGCUGUAAUGAUGAUGAUGAGGAUGGUGAGGAUGAUGAUUACUUUCUGUUAAUGGGGCUUGUAUAUCAGAUGCCUUUGACAAUCAUGUGCACAUAUCAGAGUUACCAUGACAACACAGCCCAGAGCGACUGAUUGUGUUUUGUUUGUCUUUCUCCUGGAAUAAAUCCUGAAUGAUCGUAA
Messenger RNA from Sphaeramia orbicularis (orbiculate cardinalfish), 7479 nucleotides. RefSeq names its product calcium/calmodulin-dependent protein kinase 1Da (gene camk1da). The transcript has 11 exons. Gene Ontology annotation, molecular function: ATP binding; protein kinase activity. Lineage: Eukaryota; Metazoa; Chordata; Actinopteri; Kurtiformes; Apogonidae. The coding region runs from base 231 to 1565 and encodes 444 amino acids. The record is from RefSeq and is a predicted model, not a curated record. Gene Ontology annotation, biological process: protein phosphorylation.